AUGGCUGAACAAGUAGAGAGGGCAUUUCUGAAGCAACCAACGAUCAACCUUAAUAAUAAGGCUCGUAUAUUGGCCGGCAACAAAAAAGUUCCUCGAUAUGUUCGCAACAUUGGGCUUGGUUUCAAGACUCCACAAGAGGCUAGCCAAGGUACAUACAUCGACAAGAAAUGCCCUUGGACUGGCAAUUGCUCAAUCCGCGGGAACAUUUUGACUGGUGUAGUCUUGAAGAAUAAGAUGACAAGGACUAUAAUAGUUCGUCGUGACUAUCUCCAUUUCGUUAAAAAGUAUCGCCGUUUCGAGAAGCGUCACAAGAAUGUUCCAGCUCACUGCUCACCAGCAUUCCGAGACAUUGCUCCUGGAGAUUUGGUCACCAUUGGAGAAUGCCGUCCUCUCUCCAAAACUGUUCGAUUCAAUGUCUUGAAAGUAAACAAAGCCGGAUCAACAAAGAAAGGAUUUGCCAAGUUUUAA
Molecule: messenger RNA, 468 nt
Organism: Haemonchus placei
Lineage: Eukaryota; Metazoa; Nematoda; Chromadorea; Rhabditida; Trichostrongylidae
Source: the annotation of a GenBank genome assembly